CCCUGUCGUCAUCAUGGCUGCUACAAUAAGUUUAUAUCAUGACUAUUUUUGUGUUUCAAAGACUACACACUUUGCAAACACAUUGGCUUGCUUACCAGAUACAUUAUCUAGAAAAAAGAAAUAUAUAUAUUUGGCACGAACCUGAAUGUUGACAAAUUCUACGCACCGAUUGCGGUUGCUAUGGAAACACUCGCACCAAAGCAAACACACAUUUUGGCAGGUUUACAGCGUUUCUCAUUUAUUUACCAGAUAUGGAAUUCUGUGGUAGCAGUUAUAAUGGGGAUUACAACAAUGGCAGGAUGGAAGGGAGGGGAGAGUAUACUUUGCCAACCGAGACAAGAUAUGUUGGAGAGAUGAAGGAUGGUACAUUCCACGGAAAGGGAGUACUGUAUUUUCCCAAUGGAAGCAAAUACGAGGGAACAUGGGAAAAAGGAAUAUCAAAGCAGGGGAAAUACACCUUUGCUGAUGGACUGGAGUACCAGGAGAGUGAUUGGGAGUACUGUAAUGGCUGUGACAGACGGUUCUACACAGAAGUGUGUAAUGGACUGAAACCAGCAGGGGAGUCCCAGCUGACCAACCUGUACCCACCACGUGUCAUCCCCGAAGGCUGCUACGACUGUGGAGAUGGCUUCUACAAUCCCCAGACCCGGGUCAUCUCUGACUACAAACACAGUUUCCUUAGGAAUGCAGAUGAUGGUGAACAUGAGUGGAUUGUUCGGACCUGUCGGAAGGGCUGGGAUGAGGUUGUGGGACAUGCGUCCAGGAAGUAAACGCCUGAGAGCUGAGGGAACCUAUGACAAAGCGGGACCGCGUCACUCUGAUCUCAUACAAAUAGACAUUGUGCUUUUCAAUGGUAAUCAGCUAUGUUCCGCAGAAGAGGUUUGCCCUCACUGUAAUAAAACUCCUGACGGUAAAUCGGAAUGCUUUGGUGUGGGGGGGAACAAAACUGAAAAUUCCAUUCUUAUAGUGUGGAACCCAGAACGGAACACACUAAAUGUGGUCUGACAAAGACACCGUACAGUAUAUAAUACAACCUCCUUGGAUUCUGUUUCAUGUAGAUUAUUUGCAAGGCCUGUACUCCACUCUGAAGGGCAGUAAGGCAUAAACUGUUUACAGUAUGGAGUUAGGUAAAUCUUCCAACCAAUCACGGCAGGCUGCAGCUUUAUCAGAUGCGCUGAUGUAGACAGAAAACAUUUUUUGACAGUAUGGUUGGCAUCACCGUUAAGGAACGUCAUCUGGUUCAGUAAUUUUAAAAAAGCAGAGUACAGAUUAAACAAUUGUCUAGCAAUGGUUUCAGGGGACAAGCAAUUUAUUAUAUCUAUAAUGGUUGAUCUUAGUUAAAUAUAUGUAAUACAAUAUUUAUGUGUAGAUUUAGUUCCAGAUGUUUAGUAGCUAUUCACAACAGUGGAGUUAUGUGUUUUUGCAUCUGGGACUUUCUGUGGCACUGAAAAAUGCAUAUAAAUGCUUCUGCUAUUUCCCUUUUUUA
This is a messenger RNA of Anguilla rostrata (American eel), 1486 nucleotides long. It is a transcript of the gene morn5, whose product is annotated as MORN repeat containing 5. The record is from RefSeq and is a predicted model, not a curated record. NCBI's taxonomy places the organism in Eukaryota, Metazoa, Chordata, Actinopteri, Anguilliformes, Anguillidae. The coding region runs from base 252 to 770 and encodes 172 amino acids. The transcript is spliced from 5 exons.